Messenger RNA from Guillardia theta CCMP2712, 963 nucleotides. RefSeq lists its product as hypothetical. Gene Ontology annotation, cellular component: Golgi apparatus. Gene Ontology annotation, molecular function: antiporter activity. The coding region runs from base 1 to 963 and encodes 320 amino acids. The transcript is spliced from 12 exons. The record is from RefSeq and is a predicted model, not a curated record. NCBI's taxonomy places the organism in Eukaryota, Cryptophyceae, Pyrenomonadales, Geminigeraceae.
AUGAGGCGAAAUAGAGAGAUUGAGGGUGAGGAAGAGUGGGAGGAGGAUCCCGCGCAGUUCGAGUCUUGGGACUACUUGAGAGCUCUUUGCGCACCGGGAUCGAUCCCAGGGUCAGUCUCUGACCACUCGCUGCGCAUCCUUGAGUUGAUGAGCCUGGCCUUCAACUUCAGCGCGGGACUUGCGAUCAUCUCGCUCAACAAGGCGUUGUUCAACCAGUUGUGCAUGCGAGCCGGGAUGCUGGAAAGAAAGCGUUUCACCAAGGGAAACCUCGCAGACAUGCUCAUAGUUGUCCUUGUUGUCGCGCUCGCGCCAAUCGCGUCCAACAAGAGUCUUUACCACAACAGCACCGCGACCUAUCAGCUCUUCAAGCUCCUGCAGACUCCUGUGGUAGCGGCAGCUGAAGUCGUGCUGGGCGUUAGGAGCAUGUCGAUCCUUCGGUUCGUUUUCCUCUCCGGGAUAGUUACUGGAGUCGGGUUCGCGGAGAUCGAGGACGGGCUGACGAUCUCCUGGGGGGUGCUGUGGGCGAUGGCUGCUGUGAUGCUGUCGUCGACGUUGAAGGGAUGGACCCCUGCUCAGCUCCUGCUGGAAGUCAUGCCAUGGAGCGCGGCUCUGCAGCUGAUCCUGGUCGCUGUGCUCGGCGAGUAUCGUUCGCUCUCCGUGUUCGUGAAGCCGGUGGAGGAAGGAGGUUUAGGGAGUGGCGGGAUGAUUUUAUUCCUGUCGACGGGCAUGGCCGCCUUUCUGGUCACGUGGUCGCAAGGAAUCGCUGUGGGAACAACAUCGGCAUUGAGCCACGCGCUCAUGGGGCAGGCCAAGACAGCAGGGCUGACCGUGUUGAGCGCGGUGUUGCUGCAUGAGAGGAUCUCGGCGCGGCAGAUGAUGGGAGGGAGCGCAGCCAUGUUGAGCCUUGUGCUCUACUCGUGGGUGAAUGUGCGAGAGGGCAAGAGAAUAAAGCACAACAACUGA